AUGCCUGACCAGAAGCCGACGAGCUUGAGAGUGCUGUCGCUCAAUUGCUGGGGCCUCAAAUACAUCGCCACCCUCCGCCACGAGCGAUUGACGGAAAUUGGCCGCCAGAUUGCCGCCGCCGAUCCGCGACCAGACAUUGUUGGGCUGCAGGAGUGUUGGACGCAGCAAGACUACGACGCCAUCCGCGAGCUCACCAAGGGCAUACUGCCAUAUGGCAAGUUCUAUUACAGCGGCUGCUUCGGUGGAGGGCUUGCCAUACUGUCACGAUGGCCGAUCGAGGAGAGCAACAUGGUGCGGUAUCCGCUGAACGGGCGACCUGCUGCCUUCUACCGCGGAGACUGGUUUGUGGGAAAGGGUGUUGCGUGCGCACGCAUACGCAUAGGACCGGCGCCCAAGGACGUUGCAGAGGUCUUCACCACGCAUCUCCACGCACCAUACGAAGCCGAGCCGCACGACUCGUACAUCUGCCACCGAACAGCCCAGGCGUGGGAGAUCGCAAAGCUCAUGCGGGCUGCCUCUGAGCGUGGACACCUGGUUAUUGGCAUGGGCGACUUCAACAUGAUACCAAUGUCACUGGCGCAUCGCAUCAUCGAGACGCAUGCGCCCGUUCGAGAUGUGUGGCGCAUCCUCCACCCCCACUCGUCUCACGGUGCAGCCAAGGACAAGGUCGAGCAGCUGCGUGGCCUGCCCAUGCCGAGUGCAGAGUUCAACGUCUCCGUAAACGGAACGACGUGCGACAGUGCAUUCAACUCUUGGAGAUGGAACGAGGCACACAAAAAGCGGCUGAAGAAGGGCGAGAACGUGCAGAUCGACCCUGCCGUCGACGACCCCAGCGCGAAGCGACUCGACUACAUAUUCUUCAGCAGCGCACGGCACCACGACCCCAAGACGGGCGAGGAGACGGCUGAGUGGGAGCUCAAGGAAGCAAAUGUCGGCAUGACAAUGCGCCAUCCUACGUUACACUGCUCGCUCAGUGACCACUUCUCCGUCGAGUGCACGUUGACGAGAAAACACAACGCCCACGCCGCGCACGCUUCAGACGUGGUCAAUCGAUACCUACCCAUCGAAACCUACGAGGAAAUCAUAGCCACCUUGGUCAAGUACAUGGAUCGGCAGCGGAUACAACGCAAGCUGCGUAUUGGACACUUCUUCUUCCAGCUCGCCCUCUGGACUGCAUGCAUGAUAGGAGUCUGGUGGUCGCCGCACAACUACGUAUCUUUUAUAUUGAUGCUUCUGAGCUCAAUAGGCCUGAGUGUCGGCGUCAUCGAUGGGCUGAUGGGUUUGCUGUUUGGUGGUAGCGAGAUGAGAGCGUUGAAGGAGUUUGAGUGGGAGGUGAGAAAUGCGAUGACCAGGGCGUUGGAAUUGGAAGGGAAAGGAAACGCGGAAGUUGUUGCGUAG
This is a messenger RNA of Ascochyta rabiei, 1398 nucleotides long. RefSeq names its product Sphingomyelin phosphodiesterase. Gene Ontology annotation, molecular function: sphingomyelin phosphodiesterase activity. NCBI's taxonomy places the organism in Eukaryota, Fungi, Ascomycota, Dothideomycetes, Pleosporales, Didymellaceae. The record is from RefSeq and is a predicted model, not a curated record. The transcript is spliced from 2 exons. The coding region runs from base 1 to 1398 and encodes 465 amino acids. Gene Ontology annotation, cellular component: cytoplasm.